CUCCAUGAAAUGUCUAGUAAAAACAUUAAAAGAAUCCAAAUAAAUGGACAAAGAUAAAGAUAAAAUUACAGUACGUGAAGGCCAGGACAGGCCAAGCCAAGCCAGUCAAAGCAAAUACCCGUCCUCCACGCCAAGCAGUUUCUGAAGACGGCGUCGUUAAGGGCUACUUGUCUUGUCUUCAUACACACAGUCGAAAUGGUCGAUAGUAGCAGUAGCAAGCAGCUAUAGCAAAGUAGGUCCAGUUCACAGAAGAAGCUGUGCCUGCUGUUUUGAAGUGACUGGAGGGACAGUUUGUCUUGUGCCCGUGAAAUCUGAUCAAAGCCUGAGAAACCCAUUAAAGCUAAAGCAAAACCCAGUUCAUUAAUAUGGUGCACCCACUAAACCGACUAUAAUUAGUCAAUACAUGUUUUAGAGAGAGAAAGUGAGUGACUUUGGGUGUGACAUUUGGACUGCUGGGUUUUAAUGGCAACUGUUGAAUUUAGCAGUGUUUUACCCACAUGAGAUUAUGAGGUCUCGUUCGUACACUUUUUUAAAAUUUUGGGUCUUUGUUUAAAUCUUUUUUUGGAGAAUGAUCUUUAAUGUGAGUUUUAAGGGAUCUUAAAGAAAAAAAGCAAAUUUUAAAAAAGAAAGGCAAGGAGAGAGAGAGGGCAGAGUGAGACUAAAGAAAAGCAAAAGAAAAGGUCUUUCUCACAUACAGAGAUGCCUAUGGAAUGAGGGAAGGAUACCCAACAUUGCUCGCUGGAAUUCAUUCUUUUUGUUUAGUUUAAAGGACCUUGUUUUGUUUUCUUUUUACAUAUUACAUAUCUUUUCAGUUUCCACAGAGAGAGAGAGAGAGAGACACACAGAGAGAGAGAGAGAAAGAGGGGGUUAGCAGUAUAGAUAGAUUCAGUUGCAGGAGUUGGGAUUUGUUUUAGAUGAGUGUUAGAUUUGGUCCAAUCAGCUCUGCAGCUACCCAACAAAAGACCCAGUUUUGAAAAAACAGAGGCAAGGCAAGGCCAGACCAAGCAAAGCAGAGAGAAAAAAAGAAAAAUGUUAGUAUGAUUAGUUUAUAUUCUACCCAAUGAUUGAGUUGCCUUGCCACAAGAGAAACUUACCAACAAUCUCUGAUCAGAAUAGGGAGGAAGGAGAGAAAAGCUCAAACCUUGAGAGUGAGAGAGACCAUGAAAUCCAUGAGUAAUGAUGGUAGCAGCAACAACAACAACAACAACAACAACAGUAAUAAUAACAAUAAUAACUGGUUGGAUUUUUCUCUCUCCCCUAAUAUGAAAAUGGAAGCCCCAUCUGAGCCUCAUCAUCACCAUCACCAUCACCAAAUUUCAGAGUCUUCUUCUUCUUCUGUUGCUGCUAUUGCCUCCUCUGUUCCAACUAGUUUCUUCCACUCCCCACCUCACUUCAACUAUGGAAUAUACUAUGGAGUUGAAGGAGAUACCAGUGCUGGCUUGUACUCUCCUUUGUCCAUGAUGCCACUCAAGUCUGAUGGCUCUCUGUGUAUAAUGGAAGCUCUCAACAGGUCACAGCAGCCUCAAGGAAUGGUAACAACAACAACUACUUCAACGCCAAAACUAGAGGACUUCUUUGGUGGUGCAACCAUGGGGACCCAUUAUGAAAACAAUGACAGAGAAGCUAUGGCUCUCAGCUUAGACAGCAUGUUUUACCAACAAAACAACCAUCAUGAGCCCAACAACCAAAACUUGAUCAACCAUCUUCAGCAGCAGCAGCAGCAACAGCAGCAGAACCCCAGGCACCAAGAACAAUCAGUGCAUCAGGUUCAGGUUCAGGCCCAACAACAACAAUAUUCAUACUACUCUGGCCUCAGAGGCCAUGAGAUGAUGUUGGAGGAGGGGCACAAGGAAACCCAUCUUGCAGCAAAUAAUUACAAUCUCCAGCAGCCAAGAAUGGGGCUUGAUCAGAGCAUUUCUGAGAUGAAGAGCUGGAUUUCAAGAAAUUAUGCAGCUAACCAUGCAAUGGAGCAGAAUAUGAUUGGCUGCAUGGGUGAUAAUGGAGCUGAAUCUGGGUCUAUUGGGGCAAUGCCAUAUGGGGAUUUACAGUCUUUGAGCUUGUCCAUGAGCCCUGGCUCCCAAUCAAGCUGUGUUACUGGUUCACAGCAAAUCUCACCUACUGUGGCUGAUGGUGUGACCAUGGAUACCAAGAAAAGAGGGCCUGAAAAGGUGGAUCAAAAGCAAAUUGUUCAUAGGAAGUCCUUGGAUACAUUUGGCCAGAGAACUUCUCAGUACAGAGGAGUCACAAGGCAUAGAUGGACUGGUCGAUAUGAAGCUCAUCUAUGGGACAACAGUUGCAAGAAAGAAGGUCAGAGCAGGAAGGGAAGGCAAGUUUACUUGGGAGGUUAUGAUAUGGAGGAAAAAGCUGCAAGAGCUUAUGAUCUAGCAGCACUCAAGUAUUGGGGACCAUCCACUCACAUUAAUUUCCCAUUGGAAAACUAUCAAAAAGAACUGGAGGACAUGAAGAACAUGACCAGACAAGAAUAUGUUGCCCACUUAAGGAGGAAAAGCAGUGGAUUCUCAAGAGGGGCUUCAAUGUACAGAGGAGUGACUAGCAGACAUCAUCAACAUGGAAGAUGGCAAGCUCGGAUUGGAAGGGUUGCUGGAAAUAAAGAUCUUUAUCUUGGGACAUUCAGCACCCAGGAGGAAGCUGCUGAGGCUUAUGACAUAGCAGCCAUAAAAUUCCGAGGACUGAAUGCUGUUACCAACUUUGACAUAACAAGAUAUGAUGUGGAUCGAAUUAUGGCAAGCAAUACCCUUCUUGCUGGAGAACUUGCUAAGCGAAACAAGGAGACCGUACCGGUUAACGAGGCUGCUACUAAUCAAAACCAUGUUGCCCAAACCAGCAAUGGGGAAGCCAUUGUCUCACUGAAGAACAUUAACGAAGGUGAAGAUUGGAAAAUGGCACUUUACCAGUCAUCCCAGCAGCUUGAUCAGAAGCAACCAAGCACUGAACCUCACAAUGUGAUUCAAGCCGAGGCGGAGGACUCUGCCAAAAUGGGGGCUGCUCACGUGUCCAAUGCCUCUUCAUUGGUGACAAGCUUAAGCAGCUCAAGAGAGGGCAGCCCUGAUAAGUCUUGCCUGCCAAGUUUCUUUGGAAUGCCUCCAUCUGCUUCCAAGUUCUUCACAAGUUCAAGUGACACAGUGAGUUCUUGGAUCCCAACAGUCCAAUCCAGGCCAGGACUCACCAUGCCUCACAUGCCAAUUUUUGCUGCCUGGACAGAUGCAUAGCCCUAGGCCUUUGUGUUUUUGCUCAUCUGUGGAAAGUUUUUGCCUCAAUUACAUGCAAACAAUAGUUCAUGUAGUUUUAUCUUACUGGAGGGGAAAUUGUGGUUAAUGAUGGCCUUGGUGGGGCCCUUCUGUGAACAAAGUAAAAGAAAACUUCACUUAUGUUUUAAGCCUAUCGUAUCAAAAUGUUGAAACAAAUUGAGGGGAAAAAGCAGUGAAGAGGCUAAGGAUUGAAGUGAAUUUAUGAAAUGAUAUGCUAAUGGUUUUCAUAAUUUCCAAA
Molecule: messenger RNA, 3507 nt
Organism: Prunus avium (sweet cherry)
Lineage: Eukaryota; Viridiplantae; Streptophyta; Magnoliopsida; Rosales; Rosaceae
Gene: ANT
Product: Integrase-type DNA-binding superfamily protein
Biological process (GO): regulation of DNA-templated transcription
Molecular function (GO): DNA-binding transcription factor activity; DNA binding
Source: RefSeq, a predicted model, not a curated record